AUGGCGAUAUACCUUAGCUUCAAACGGAGAUUUGACCCAUCAAUAGUGGCCUGCCUGACAUGGAUGUCAUACGAUUACCUCUUAAGUCUAAAUCUUGAGGAGAAAAAAUUCACUCCAGUUUCCUUGGUUUAUGGACUGCUGCGGUAUGCUGGCAUGUUGUGGGCAUGGUCACAAGGCUCGCCCGUUUUCUUAUGGUUUUAUUUCAAGCGGAUGCUGACUUAUAAAUGUGAGCUCGGUGUCGGUUCUCACUCGUUUGUUGUCGGUUGUAUCGUCGCCGGAAUGAUUGUAAUCUUUCUGCUGCAAGGAAUGAUGGCUCUACGGGUAUACGUCCUUCUCCAAAAGUCAAAGCGCAUCCUCUUUGUAAUUAUUCCGGCCUUCUUGGCCAGCCAAGGUACCGUCCUCUUCUCCGUAAUCACAAUAUCUGAGCGCGGCGGGAGCUCUAUGCCAGUAACAUUGUUCGUGCUUUGCUCCCGUUAUGCUAUCAAGCGUCUCGAGCGGCCACUCAGAUGGGCAUCGACCACACACUACGCCAGCUCCUUGGCGCUCUUCGUUAUUAAGCAGAAUCUGUUUUAUUUCAUCAUUAGUUUUGUAGCUGUAGUUGUCACUCUUGUGGGUCGAGCGCCCGCCCCUCAAUCGUCUGCAGUAUACAAGGCAAUCAACUCGAUAAUAGACUUCUAUUUGUUCACAAUGAUAGGACCAUGGUCGGUCCUCCGCCUUCGAGAUCGACAUGAAGAAGAUGUCAAUGGUUACGCUUUACGCACAAUUCCUGCAACAACCUUGCGCUUUGCCGACACGGACACAGCAGGAGGGGCGUAG
Coniophora puteana RWD-64-598 SS2 is the source of this 816-nucleotide messenger RNA. RefSeq lists its product as uncharacterized. The coding region runs from base 1 to 816 and encodes 271 amino acids. The record is from RefSeq and is a predicted model, not a curated record. The transcript has 13 exons. Lineage: Eukaryota; Fungi; Basidiomycota; Agaricomycetes; Boletales; Coniophoraceae.